Molecule: messenger RNA, 1707 nt
Organism: Eubalaena glacialis (North Atlantic right whale)
Lineage: Eukaryota; Metazoa; Chordata; Mammalia; Artiodactyla; Balaenidae
Gene: CFHR5
Product: complement factor H related 5
Exons: 10
Coding region: 1-1707 (568 amino acids)
Source: RefSeq, a predicted model, not a curated record
AUGUUGGUCUCAAUUGUCCUUCUAAUCUUAUGGAUUUCUACUGUGGGGGGACAAGGUAAACAUUGUGAUUUUCCAAAAAUAAACCAUGGAAUUUUAUAUGACGAAAAGAAAUACAAGCCAUUUUUCCCACUUCCUAUUGGGAAUUUUUUCUAUUAUUCCUGUGAAUAUAAUUUUAUGUCUCCUUCAAAAUCCUUUUGGACUCGAAUAACAUGCACAGAGAGAGGAUGGUCACCGACACCAAAGUGUCUCAGACUGUGUUUCUUUCCUUUCGUGGAAAACGGUCGUUCUACAUCUUCAGGACAAACACACCUGGAAGGCGACACUGUUCAAAUUGCCUGUGAUAAAGGCUACAGCCUCCCAAAUAAUCAGAGCAUCAUUGCAUGUACAGAAGGUGGCUGGUCCUCCCCUCCUGAAUGCAUAUCCACCAAAAUAGAAUGUCAUCUUCCAUUUUUGGAAGCAAAUGUAGAUGCUCAUCCAAAACAAGAAAAAUACAAAGUUGGAGACGUGUUGAAAUUCUCCUGCAAACAAAGACUUAGAAGAGUUGGGCCGGAUUCAGUUCAAUGUUACCAAUUUGGAUGGUCACCUAAUUUUCCAACAUGCAAAGGGCAAGUACAGUCAUGUGGUCAACCUCCUCAACUCCCCAAUGGGAAAAUCAAGGACAUAAAACAAGAAAAGUAUGAACACGGUGAAAUGGUGGAAUAUGAUUGCAAUCCUAAUUUUCUAAUGAAGGGACCUAAGAAAAUACAAUGUAUGGAUGGAGAAUGGACAACUUUGCCCACCUGUGUUGAACCAGGGAAAACAUGUGGAUUUAUACCUGAACUUGAGAAUGGCUUUGGCCAGCCCUCUGUCCCUCCCUAUCGACAUGGAGUUUCAGUGGUGUUGAAUUGCAGAAAUACAUAUACAGUGAUUGGAAAUAAUACAAUUACGUGUAUUGAUGGAAUGUGGACUGAGCUUCCUAAGUGUGUUGCAACAAACCAACUUAAGAGGUGUGAAAAACCAAGGCUUUAUGCAAGAGGACUGUUAAAUUCAUAUAUACAUGAAUUUAAUCAUAAUGCCAAAAUAAAUUACAAAUGUACUGGGAAGGAUACAUACAUACAAACAGUCUGCAUCAACGGGAAAUGGGACCCUGAACCAGACUGCAUAGGAAAAAAGAAACAACUCUGUCCACCUCCACCUCAGGUACCUAAUGCUCAUAAUAUGCUAACCACAGUGAAUUAUCAGGAAGGAGAGAAGGUAGCUGUUCUCUGUAAAGAAAACUAUGUACUUCGUGAAGCAAAAGAACUUGUGUGUAAAAGUGGACUAUGGCAGUCAUUACCACACUGUACUGAGUCCACACAAUACUGUGGGCCCCCUCCACCUAUUAACGAUGGAGACAUCACCUCCUUCUCCUUAUCAGUAUACCCUCCAGGAUCGACAGUUGAGUACCGUUGCCAGUCUUUCUAUGAGCUUCGGGGGUCCCCGAAUGUGACGUGCAGAAACGGACAGUGGUCAGAACCACCCAUAUGCAUAGAUGCAUGUGUCAUAUCUGAAGAUAACAUGAACAAAAAUAACAUACAGUUAAAAUGGAGAAAAACCCAAAAAAUAUAUGCAAGGACAGGCGAUAUCGUUGAAUUUGAAUGUAAACGGCCACAUAAAGCGAGAACAUCUAUACAAUCAUUUCGAGCCGUCUGUCAGGAAGGGAAAUUUCAAUAUCCUACGUGUGAAUGA